Molecule: messenger RNA, 1900 nt
Organism: Trifolium pratense (red clover)
Lineage: Eukaryota; Viridiplantae; Streptophyta; Magnoliopsida; Fabales; Fabaceae
Product: protein COBRA-like
Exons: 6
Coding region: 302-1621 (439 amino acids)
Biological process (GO): plant-type cell wall cellulose biosynthetic process; cellulose microfibril organization
Cellular component (GO): plasma membrane
Source: RefSeq, a predicted model, not a curated record
CUGUCACUGACUAAUAAUAAGGGUAUUGUUGAUAUUUGAUAUUUAAUGUCUUGUUUCAUAUCUUCUUCCACAUGUUAUUAUUUCUUAAUUUUACAACUACAUAAUAAAAGACCGUGAUUACAUUGAUUUAUAGUUAUAGUAUAGUAUAUCACUUCAUCACAAAGUCACAACUCUUGCUCUGCUCAUGAAACUAUAGAGCUAAGAUUUCUUACUCUCUCUUCACCUCUUACUGCUUCUGCAGAUCUUUAACUUGAGAGCUUCAUUGUUAGAAAAAAAACAAGCAAAUCUGCAUCAAGAAAAAAUGGAGUCUAUUGUAGUUUUACUCUUGUUACUCUUCUCUUGCUCAACAUUCACUUCCACAGAAGCCUAUGAUCCGUUAGAUCCAACUGGAAAUAUAACACUCAAAUGGGAUGUCAUGAGUUGGACUGCAGAUGGCUAUGUUGCUAUUGUUACAAUGUACAACUUUCAACAAUAUCGACAUAUUCAAGAGCCAGGAUGGACACUAGGGUGGACAUGGGCUAAAAAGGAAGUAAUUUGGAACAUGAUGGGAAGCCAAACAACAGAACAAGGAGAUUGUUCGAAAUUCAAAGCAGGAACUCCACAUUGUUGUAAGAAAGAUCCAACGGUAGUUGAUAUGUUGCCAGGAACUCCUUACAACCAACAGAUUGCAAAUUGUUGCAAAGGUGGAGUCUUGAAUUCAUGGGCUCAAGAUCCAAGCAAUGCAGUAAGUUCUUUUCAACUUAGUGUUGGUUCUGCCGGAACAACUAAUAAAACAGUAAAACUUCCGAGGAAUUUCACACUCAGAGCACCUGGUCCUGGUUACACUUGUGGUCCUGCAAAAAUUGUUAGACCAACUCAAUUUAUUACCAGUGAUAAGAGGAGAGUGACACAAGCCCUGAUGACCUGGAACAUUACUUGUACUUACUCUCAAUUCUUGGCUCAAAAGACACCAACUUGUUGUGUUUCACUCUCAUCCUUCUAUAAUGACACGGUAGUAAACUGCCCAACCUGCACAUGUGGCUGCCAAAACAAAACACAACCUGACAGUUGUGUAAAUCCAGACUCUCCACAUUUAUCUUCAAUAGUAUCAUCAUCAGGAAAACCUGCAAAUACACCUCUAGUUCAAUGUACAAGUCACAUGUGUCCGAUACGAGUGCAUUGGCACGUGAAGCUCAAUUAUAAAGAGUAUUGGAGGAUCAAGAUCACAAUCACAAAUUUCAAUUAUAGAAUGAAUUACUCACAAUGGAAUCUUGUGGUGCAGCAUCCCAAUUUUGAUAAUCUUACUCAGCUUUUCAGCUUUAAGUACAAGUCACUAAAUCCCUAUGAGGGCUUAAAUGAUACAGGUAUGUUGUGGGGAGUAAAAUUCUACAAUGAUUUUCUUUCAUCAGCCGGAUCAUUUGGAAAUGUGCAAUCAGAAAUCUUGUUUAGAAAAGAUAAAUCAACUUUCACAUUUGAUAAGGGAUGGGCCUUUCCAAGAAGGAUUUAUUUCAAUGGUGAUAACUGUGUUAUGCCUCCUCCAGAUGCAUACCCUUGGUCACCAAAUGCAUCUUCAAAACUUGUUUUUUCUUUAGUUAUUACACUCGUAGCCACUUUAGCUUCUUUAUUAAUCAUAUUGAAUUGAUCAUAGUAAAAUUCCAUUCUGCGUCAAAAUGUUAAAGAUGGUGUCAACCUCAUUGUGAGAAAUGCACAAGAAGCUGCCAAUGAAGCAAUAAAAAGAGAUGCAGGUGGAUGAAUAGUUGCCACAAGAAUUCUUUCCUGUUAUUUAUUCAAACCUUCAUAUAUGUAACAUAUUUUCUACUUUUGUGUUGUAUAAUUAUUUGAUAGGGAUGAUUAUGUUAAGUUACUUGCUUGGAUGAUUAUUUUUCCAAUCAGAGAAUAUCCAAUUUAUUUUUCGUGUUCA